AUACAGUUUUAUUUGGAUAGUGCGGGAAGUUUGUUAGUUCGGGUGUUUGUUGCAUCGUUUUAUGUAAUAUUUAUACAGCAUCAAUUGCGAUUUGUAAUAGCUGCAACGGACUCCGUUCAUCCUGCCGCAACAUGUGGACGAAGACUUGUAAUCGAUGGCUGGCGGAGAUGCGGAUGCAGUAAAAAAUCGACGGACGAAGGACUGCCAUGUCGUGUCUUGAGGCCGCGUCGAAGGAAUCGCUGAGCCUGUAGGACCAAUAAAACAGAGUGAAGAUGGAAGUGCGCACGGAACGCAUGCGAACGGCAGGACGCAUCGCGCCGACGGGUCGGGUAACUCCAACGGUGCAACCACCCCUCGCCGGGGGCGGGAGGCGAAAAGCCAUACCGGUGCCACCCCCUCGGGUCCCGACUCCGAUGCCUGCUGUCAACAACAAUCAGCAGCAGAGAAAUAACGCGAAUGUCGUUCCAAUUGCCACGGUUUCGAUCCAGAAGAAAGAGCCGCAGGAAACGAUCGCCAGAAUCGCAAAACGCUAUCUGGACGACAACAUGCAGCAAGCAUGGAUAAACCCUCGACUAAUUUCGAUGAUAAACAUGGAGGCGGUGACAUCCACGGACUACAACUCGGCUAACCUCAGUCGAAACUUCAAUCAGGUCGGCUUCAACACCUACAAUUAUUCUCAGUUCGAGCAAAAGAUGCGGCCAAAGCAGAUCCUCAAGUACGGAGGCGACGAGUACAACGGCAGCUUGGACUACGCGCACCACUCGCAGAGGAAUACCUCGAAGACUGGGGGGCGGCACGACUCCAGGAACGGCUCGAAACACCCGCCGGAGGGUUUGGCACGUUUCGAAGAGCGAUACACCCGGAGCCGUUCGCAGCCAGAGAGGCAGCACCAAACGCAGAACGAAACGCGCUCGAAAUCGCAAGAUUCGCGUGAGCUGACCUUCUUCGAGAUCCGGAGGCCGCAGCUCGGGGGGCAGCGAGACGUUGGGAGAAACGAGCUCAAGUUCUACGAGAUCGACGGCCCGCCACCACCGCCGCUGGAGAAGCUAGGCAAAGAGGGGAAGUCGGCCCAGUCGGAAAAGGGCGAUAAGCGGGGGGGCGAGAAGGAGCAUAACAACCCUAAAAACAAUCCAAACGGAGUUACCGAUCAGGGUAAGCCUGUGCCUCCGAAAUACGACCCAGGACGAAACACCUUUGAAUCGUUUGCCGAUGCCCAGAUACCGAAUUACAAGAAACCGCAGCCCGUCUCUGUCGUCGAACCCCCCAAGUAUCGACCCUAUGACCGACCUCCCAGGUAUCAGGAAGCUCCUCCCAAGGCCGAACCGCCCCCCAAGUACCUUCAGGAUCCUCCGAAGUAUUCUGAGAUCGCCAAGAGGCAGCAGGAAGAAUCGAAACGGGCCCAGGAGGAAAGGCGACGUCGAAUCGGGAUCCGAGGAUUGCAGCAGGCGCCGGUACCAGAGACAGGAGGCGUGCCUCUCCUCGCCAGUGUAACGCCGACCGCGCGCGAAGCAGGACGGGUAGCGUCGCGUCAGCGCCCUUCCCAAAAGCAGAGCGACGUGCGUCCAAGGGUUGAAUCGUCUUUCGAAACGGUCAAGUGCAGUGAUGACCUCGGAGACCAGCAGCAUCAGCAUCAGCAGCAGCAGCAGCAGCAACAGCCGGUCGACGUGGUGCUCGUGACGGUGCAGGACGCGAAGCCGGAGAUGUUGAAGACCCAGGUGGGCCUCAAGGGGACGCCGGAACUGGGCCCGGUGGUGAAGUGCGGUGAGAAGUCGAACAAUCCUCACGAGAAGUCGAUGAUCAAGGCCAAGCAGGUCGAAGGGGGCGUCAAGUUUUACGGGGAGGUCAAGUCCGGCUACGACUUCAAGUCCUACGGCAGCAUAGACAAGCCGCCCCCUUCAUCGGCCCACGAGAAGAGCCACGCGAAGAGCCUUCCAGGGUACAACGUCACCCCCGCGAAACCGGGCGUCGAAACAUCGGGAAAAAUUGUUUACAGUGACAAGUACAGUGACAGCAAUGCCUACGAUCGUAAUAAACAUUUUUAUAAUCACCGUGCCGCGCACCCGAAACCGAACGUAUUUCAGGUCUAUCAGGAGACCAAGUACUCGUACAAUGUCAGCGGUGUUCCUGGUACUCCUGCUCAGGCCAGUGCUGCGGCAGCUUUCUUCGCUAGAGCCGCGCAAAAGCUAAACCUCUCAUCGAGUCCUCAUCGAAGACGCCGAUCCGGCGACGAGGGCAUCGCUUCGGAUGAACAACCGAUUUCUCCGAACGGCUAUGCCGCUCUUCUUCUCAAAUCUCCCCCACCGGCUCCUCCGGCGCUUCUCAGGAGGAUCGGCGUCAAGGAACUCACCGGUGUUGGAAAGGUGAAGGUGAUGCUGAGGGUGUCUUCGGGUGAAGGUGGAAGCUUCUUCAACGCCGACAAGAGGAAGAAGCAGGUGACUUUGGUGGACCCAGCAUCAGCGCAGUCGGUUUCGGCCGAGGAUCGAAGACCCACAGUAGCAGCCCCGAAGAUGUUUGCCUUCGACGCAAUAUUCACGGAGGAAGAUUCACAGACUGAAAUCUGCUCAAGCGCAUUGACGGACGUGAUCCAUGCGGUGAUUAACGGUACCGACGGAUGUCUCUUCUGUUUCGGUCACGCCGGUCUCGGCAAGUCUCACACCAUGCUAGGAACCCCGGAGGCUGGACACACCCUCGGAGCCAUUCCCUGCGCUAUCGCUUGGCUCUUUCGGGGAAUUUCCGAACAGCGUCAAAGGACUGGGGCUAGAUUUAGCGUACGAGUAAGCUGCGUCGAGUUGACCGCUGGACAACAGCAGAUCAGGGAUCUUCUAGCCGCACACGCGAAUGAUUCGGAGCAAUCGCCGGCCGUCUACCUCAGGGACGAUCCACUCUUCGGCACCCUUCAGCUGCAGCAGCACAGCGAGCUGCGAGCCCCGACUGCGGAAAGGGCCGCCUUUUACCUGGAUGCUGCAGCCGCCGGUCGUCAACGUGACGAAGGAGACGCUCACAUGCUUUACACUCUUCACGUCUACCAGUACAGCGUAGCUGGUAAAGGCGGAGUGGCCGGUGGUCGGAGCAGACUGCACCUGAUGGACCUCGGCAACUCUGACCGGGGUAAAUCGUCCGGUGGAAUACCACUUUCCGGGCUGGGCAACAUCCUCCUGGCGAUAUUCAACGGACAGAAGCAUCUCCCCUACAAGGAGCACAAGCUCACCCAACUGCUCAAGGAGUGUUUGGGCUCGCUGACCUGCCACGCUGCGAUGAUAGCCCACGUCUCACCGAACGCUCAGCACUAUACCGAGACCCUUACCACGGUCCAGCUGGCCUCGAGAAUCCACCGGAUGCGGAGACGGAAGAUAAAGUUCGUCGGUGGCGGGACGCAGGGUAACGGAAGCGGCGGAAGUUCCGGCGAGGAGGCCGCUCGGCAGAGCAGCGAGUGCGAUCCCAGCUCGAGCGACCUUUCGGCCGACACCGUAAUCUACGUCGGGCCCAGCGUCGACGACGCGACCGACGGAGAACACCCUCCGGUAUACAUUCCGAGCCUCAACUCCGGCGACAACCGCUGCGCGAUGGGCCGGGUCCUUCGGGGGUCAGCGGCCGAGAGGCCCAGCCGAAUACCGGAGGAGCGAAGCCCCGCGCACAAGACCACGAAGGUCGUCAAGGCCUUGACCCAGACCGCCUCCAAGCAGACGUCACCGGCGCACAGCGUCACUCCGAAGGCCAGUCCGUCCAGGAGGCCCUCCGUAAAGACGGGGACCGGCAAGGUGACCGACUCCCCGAUCAGCAAGAUCCCCGUACCAGCGCCUAGCGGCGGAUCCGACGAGCAGUGGAUCGACGGUCCAAGGAUAUCGAAGUCGAAGGUUGCCGAAGCCAGGCACAUGCUCAAGGAGGCCCACCACAAGCGGGAGACCUGGAUAGACGGGCCCAUGCAGCUGAGCGGCGUACCGCCCCAUGGCCAGCAUCCCGCGAGCUACGGGUUUAUGGACAGCCACAAGAAAAGCAUGAUCAGAAAGUGGGUGGAGAACCAGACCUCGCAGAUACAGAGAACGAAGCACGUCGCCCCGAGGAUCGACCCGAAGCUCGCGGGUCACGCCUCCUCGCAGUUCAAAGAAAUGACCACCUUCAAGACCUGCGACGAGGACGACAAGUCGUCGAUAGUCGACAGCGAGAGUAUAAAGAUGGGCGAUAUCGAAGACAUCACGGACAAGCUCGGGGCGAAGUUGAACCUGCUCAACGUCAAGUCCAACACCGAUUCUGGCCUCGAUCUUACCGCCAGUCCGGUCAUGGAGGACUGCCUCGACAGGAGCAAGAUCGACCUUCAGGACGACGACGACGAUGAUGAGGAAAUUAUCGUUCCUCCUCCUCUUCCGCUCAUCGAACCACUCAGCAACGGGGUCAGCAGGGAAGUGUCGAUGGAAAGCUUGAACCUCUCCCACAAGGACGUCGUCCUUCCAUCUCGACACUCGCUCUCCUCUGAGGACGAAAUACUCGAGAUCGUGGAGGUCGACGACUUCGAGCCUGUUCCCAUGCAGGACUCCUGUCUUCAGGUCACCGAGGAGGAUAUCGCCUUCUGCAUGGGUGAAAAUCCCUUGCCCGAAAGCGAUCAGGAAGAACAUCCUCUGAGGAUACUUAGCCAGGAGAAUCUCACCGUCGUCUCCACCUUCACUGACUCGAUGUCAGUGAUGUCGGACACGGACCGUUACCGCCCCCAGUAUCCGCCGUCAGCCGGAAUGGGGAUGCUGCCUCGACCGUACUUCGACCACGAGGACUUCCUGGAGCAGGAGACGAGGCACAAGUUCGAUCAAUUGGCCCGACUCCACGAACUCUAUCAGAGCAAACUCGCCCUCGCGAAUGUUUCCAAUUCCUUGACUUAUCAGAGGGAGAACUCCUCUUCGAUGAGCAUUCGUGACACACCAUCCGCCACGGUUCUUCGACCGCCGUCCCGUUGCCAAUCAUUGUCGCUGUCAGACGUCCUUUUCAACGACACCGCGAGCAACCAUGGAAGUAUUUACAGCGAGCCGGCUUACAUACCAGGAAAAACGGAGCAGGAAAAAAUAUGCGACAAUUGCCGACAGAGCAUGUCCCGUCCGGCAACAGCUUCUUACUGGUAUCCAGGCAGCGUCGCCCACCUCGCCUCCCCCAGGAGGUACUGCGGGAAACUCGGAGACUGCAGCAUAUCCAGCUUGAGGCAUCCGGACGGCGCCUCGAACCCGAACCUCAAGGAAGAAGUUGAAAGGAUACCAGGCAAUGGCGCCUCGGGGUCUGAUCCUGAGGAGGAAUACGUCGAGGCCAAAAAACUCUUCACCACCGCCGAAAGGGACGAGAGGACGGUUACAGGAAAAUCGGAUAUUGAAGAGGAGAACGGAACCUCAGCUUCCGUUCCGCUGCAGCUUUCGAUUCCGCCAUCAUCGAUCCCGUCUCCAGGAAGAACCCAGCGGAAGAUACUUAGUCUUGGUUCGUCGCUCGUCCUGAAUAAGGAAGGGUACGAUUCGGGCGCGGAUUCGACACCACGUGCGGCAAAAUUAUCCCCAGCAACCCUGUCGAGACACAGAGCAGAAAGCUCGGGUUACGACAGCAUCGUCAGAGACAGCGAGACCAGCAGCAUAGCGAGUGACUCUUCGCGACAAACGAGCGCGCUUCAGGAACACCAAGCGGUGGGACGGCUGGUGGACGAGUCCGCGGAGCCGCGGCAUCGGCGGGUGCCGGUCGACCCGGUGCCGGCCCUCCAAGAGGAGAUACUCGCCUACUCCGUCGAGGACGUGGCCCUCCUGGAACGGCGCGCUCGAGUUCGCUCGGAGCCGCGUGGCACGUUGUCCAGGAUACACAACCUGCGGCUGCACCAGCGCCUUCUUAGGCAAGAACUUAGGGAGGCGAAAAAACGACUCAUGAUACCCUCUGACCGAUGGAGCUUCGAACUCCACGUGGAAGACAGCAUGGACUGGCAGGACCCUUCGUUCCUGGAGGCCCUUGAAGCGGAAACGUUCAUAUUGCAGAAGAGGGUUCAGGCCUGCAAGAGCCACGUACUUCUGGUUACAUGUUUCGACUCUCGUCCGAUGGAGCGUCGUCGAGGGAUCGAACCACCGCCGGGUAUAAAAAUUACUUAACAGAGAUUGGUCUCGACGCUAAAGACCGUUUGCUGACCUGCACUGAUCGACUCGCCUAGAAAUAUUGGAAUGUCAGAGAAAUACUUCGUCCUCGAGUUAUAUACGUAUAUUGAAUGUGAAUCAGUAACGAUUAUAAUUGAAAUGCGAAUCAAGAAAGCAUCGAACUUGCAACGCAUGGUAAAAGAAGAAGAGAAACACAAUCGAUUUAUUAUCAUUGUGGUAAAUCAUAAAACCGUCGAUAUCCUUUCACGAAAAGUUAUUCUUCUCUCCAUAAUUUAUGUACAUGCAAAAAAAAAAAAAAAAAAAAAAACGUAUAAAUAUAUUAUAUAUAUAAAUAGUACUUACAAUUAUUUAACAAAGAAAAAUGGAGAAGUAGACGAAAGAAAAUGGUUAGAAUUAUUGUUAUAUAUAUAUAUAUAUAUUAUUACGAUGUAACGUGAUUGUAAAUAUUAUUGUUAAAUAUUUGACUGAUGCGAGGUGGUACGUAUAGAGAAAUUGAAAAAGAAAAAGUAAAAAUACGGUCAAAUAAUGAAUAAGGAGAAGGAUAUGAUGCAACUUAUUCCGAUUUUGAAGACUGCAAAUAUGCGGCAGCCUCUGCGGGCAAGAAUAUUUAUAGGGUUUAUGAAAGAGUUUUGAAUCUUAACCAAAUGGUCGUUACGUAUUAUUACUUUCUGACUGUAACUUAGGUACUUACACAGUAUAUAAAAAAAAAAAAACAGAUUACCGAAAACUAAAAAUUACAUUAAGAAAAAAAAAAUAGAAAUACAGUUAUUUUGUAUGAAAAUAUGCUACUAUUAUACAAUACAUAAUAUACAAAGCGUAGAUCCAACCGAAUUGUGAAUCGGCGCAAACGGUGUGGCAAUUUUUUUCAAAUGACAAAACAUAAUCCGAAGACUAACAUACGAAAUGCAUAAAUUCACACCGUAAAGAUACGAAAAAAUAUCUAUACAUCCGAGCAUCGGCAUAAUUACGAAGCGAAAAAUGGAAAAGAAUAAAAAAUCGUAAAUUAUAUUAUAAAUUGACAUUGAGGAAAAAGUUGAACCGGCCUACAAAAUAUACCAAAUUGUUUUCUCGUUUUUUCUUUCGAAUCAAUUUCUUCAUUCGUAGUUUUUUAUGUUAAAUAUUUUUCAUGUAAAGAGAUAUUUCGAAAAUUAUAACCUCAGGCGAUGUAAUUUAGGUUACAUAAUUCUCGAAUCGAACUUAAGCUGAAAACAAUAUUCUCUUCGGAGUUGAAACUUAGUGCGUGCUAAAUUUAGAAUUUUUCGACGAGGCGAGCGACGCGUGUGCGAGUAGUGUAAUAGUUAUGUAAUAUUAAAAUCAGGCAAUUUGCAUACAUGCGAUUUUAUACGUGCUGUGCGGGUAUUCAAUUACUGAAGUCAUAGCCGGCCAGUCGUUGGGAUGAUAAUGACGAUGCUCGGUACGCAGGUUCGAUAGAAUGCCGGAAACACGUAAUUAACGUAGACUGCAAAUGGAAUAAAAAAUAAAUAAAAAUGAUGUUAAAACGAUUUCAAUCAUAUAUUACGAAAAGUCAGAAACAUGAUUAAAUAAUACUGCCAAAAGAAAUGUUAUACGAUUUAAUAAAUAUAAUGGCGAAUAAAGAAGGGAAAGCAUUUUUUUAAAUGUCGUCAAUAAUAAUAGUUGUAAUAAUAAAAAUAAUGGUAAUGGCAAUGAUACACAUGCACGCACGUUAAUUCAAUAUUAUCGUAGCUUUAAUUGUUACUACCGCAGUUACCGCACUUGUAGAAUUUAUAUGACUCGGGCAUAUUCGUUCAUGACCGCAUAUAGUUAUAUGUAUAUAUGUAUUACAAUAUUAGUACGAUGCGAACAGAGAAAAGACGCAGGAACUCGUACUUGCAGUGAGAAAAAGGAAAUAAGAGGACAAAACGGAAAAGAAUCUUAGGAUCAAUUGAAAAAAAAUAAAUAAAUGAGCAGAAAUAUAAAUCGAAUCGUAACGAAACAUCUCGAACAUUUUCGUAAACUUCUGCUGAACUGCAUGAAAUUUUUGAUUUCAGAAUAAUUUACUGAGUCAUAAUCCCGCGUAGGUAUGUUAUCAUUAUGAGAAAUCAUCGUUAUAUUGAAAUGACGUAAAAGAAAAGAGGAAAAAAUGACUAAGUUCCAAUCUUUAUUUAAACAUGCAUUGUUGGUAAAGUCGUUUAUAUACGUACAAAAUCCCAACUUCAUCCCUACUGCACGUAUGCUCAAUUCUGUUUGUCAAUUUUUCUUUUUCUUCCUUUCUGUCGUUGUAUCCAAGUCGAAUAUGGCGUGAAAGUUAUAUUUUUGCACAAUAUUGAUUAUCCACAGAAAUGUCACGUUGUGCGGAUUGGCAAUUAUAGUAUUAAUUCCUUUGUGAAAUGGAAGGCCGGUAAAUUAACUUUCCUCCUUUUUUAUUUUAGUGAAUAUUAAAUUUUUCUAUCAAUAUGGAUCAAGAACUUAUUUCAAUUUUACACUUAUAUUUCCUCCUGUUAAUUUUUAUAAUUUCCGUUUUUCUUUCCAACAUAUAAAUGGGUGAUUUUAGGCAUAAUUAUACGCCGCCUGAUAAUUUUAAUAAUAAUAAUAAUGAUAAUAAUACUAACAAUAAUAAUAAUAAUAAUAUUAAUAAUAAUAUAUGUUAUUGGCGUCGAUACCGAAUUCGUUAUCGCAGUGCUGAUUAUGUAAAGGUGUAAUUAAAAUGUUUUCAACGCGCAUAUAAUAAUGUGAUUUCCGCGGGUGCAACAGAUUUAUUUCUAGUCCUUUUUUUACAUUUUUAUUUUAUACACAGGCAAUAUACAAAUAUAACAAUAAUAGUAAUUAUAAUAAUAAUAAAUAAUAAUUAUAAUAAUAAUUACAUUAAUAAUGAGAACAAUGAUAUGACGCGUUGCGAGAUAUUUUCUCUUAUUUCUCGCGCGUUACAUCUAUAUAAACAUAUGUAUAAAUAUGUAUAUACAUAUAUUUAUAUAGAUACAUAUGAGCGACAGAAAAAUAUGUAUUCACUCAUUUAUCGUAUAUUCAUAGUACAUGUACAUUGUAUAUGUAUAAUGUCGAAAAAAUCCGUCUAUCCUAUUCUUCUACAUCCCACUUAUAUAUCUCAUGUAUUAUAAUACUUGUAUUAUAUUUAUAUUUUAUAUGUACAAACUAGAUAUGUAAUUUCUUGUAAUAAAGAUCGAUUUACAACGUA
Molecule: messenger RNA, 9252 nt
Organism: Neodiprion fabricii
Lineage: Eukaryota; Metazoa; Arthropoda; Insecta; Hymenoptera; Diprionidae
Exons: 17
Coding region: 273-6098 (1941 amino acids)
Biological process (GO): microtubule-based movement
Molecular function (GO): ATP binding; microtubule motor activity; microtubule binding
Source: RefSeq, a predicted model, not a curated record